AAUGAUGCUUGAAGUGAUAUUGGCAAGGCAAAUGAUGAUCUUUAGAGAAAAGUAGCAGGCAGAUAUGAUGAAGUGGCACAGUAACAGCGCUGGCCACCAGAGUGCUGCUUCUAGCUGACUCUUUUGGGGCCUCUAAUGCUUCCUUUGGCGCCUCCCACAGAAGUACAUAAAACACCUCAAACCCAAGUUGGCUUUCAUCCCAAAUUCCAGGAAACUUUGCAAGGAUCAUGAGGAUUGGUACAACUUCUUAAAAGACUUGCUGCCUUUUGUCUGCAAUUUAGCUGCUUUUCUGUUAAAUUUCAAGUCAGUAUGCAGAUGGCCCCAUCUUUUACUUCUGCCUCUGAGUGUGCUGGAGAAGAGAAACGAGUUGGUACACGCACAGUAUUUGUUGGCAAUCAUCCCAUUUCAGGAACAGAAGCUUAUAUUGCACAAAGAUUUUGUGAUAAUAGAAUAGUCUCAUCUAAGUAUACACUUUGGAAUUUCCUCCCAAAGAAUUUGUUUGAACAGUUUAGAAGAAUUGCAAAUUUUUAUUUUCUCAUCAUUUUCCUUGUACAGGUCACAGUGGACACACCAACCAGCCCAGUUACUAGUGGACUUCCACUUUUCUUUGUUAUAACUGUUACAGCAAUCAAACAGGGAUAUGAAGAUUGGCUUAGACACAGAGCUGAUAAUGAAGUCAACAAAAGCACUGUUUACAUUAUUGAAAAUGCAAAACGUGUAAGAAAAGAAAGUGAAAAAAUCAAGGUUGGUGAUGUAGUAGAAGUACAGGCAAAUGAAACCUUUCCCUGUGAUCUUAUUCUUCUGUCAUCCUGCACAACUGAUGGAACCUGUUAUGUCACUACAGCCAGUCUUGAUGGUGAAUCUAAUUGCAAGACCCAUUAUGCAGUACGAGAUACCAUUGCACUGUGUACAGCCGAAUCCAUUGAUAACCUUCGAGCAACCAUUGAAUGUGAACAGCCUCAACCUGACCUCUACAAGUUUGUUGGGCGAAUCAGUAUCUAUAGUAAUAGUGUUGAGGCUGUUGCCAGGUCUUUGGGACCUGAAAAUCUUUUGCUGAAAGGAGCUACACUUAAAAAUACCGAGAAGAUAUAUGGAGUUGCUGUUUACACUGGGAUGGAAACCAAAAUGGCUUUGAACUACCAAGGAAAAUCUCAGAAACGCUCUGCUGUUGAAAAAUCUAUUAAUGCCUUCUUGAUUGUUUAUUUAUUUAUCUUACUGACCAAAGCUGCAGUAUGUACAACUCUAAAGUAUGUUUGGCAAAGUACCCCAUACAAUGAUGAACCUUGGUAUAACCAAAAGACUCAAAAGGAACGGGAGACUUUUAAGGUUUUGAAAAUGUUCACCGACUUUUUAUCAUUCAUGGUUCUCUUCAACUUUAUUAUUCCUGUCUCCAUGUAUGUCACAGUAGAAAUGCAGAAAUUCUUAGGCUCAUUUUUUAUCUCAUGGGAUAAAGACUUUUUUGAUGAAGAAAUUAAUGAAGGAGCCUUGGUUAACACAUCAGACCUUAAUGAAGAACUUGGUCAGGUGGAUUAUGUAUUUACAGAUAAGACUGGAACACUCACUGAAAAUAGCAUGGAAUUCAUUGAAUGCUGCAUUGAUGGGCACAAAUAUAAAAGCACAACUCAGGAAGUUGAUGGAGUAUCUCAAACUGAUGGGCCCUUAACCUGUUUUGAUAAAGCAGAUAAGAACCGUGAAGAGCUCUUUCUGCGUGCCCUGUGCUUGUGUCACACUGUAGAAAUUAAAACAAAUGAUGUUGUUGAUGGACCUACAGAAGCAGCUGGAUUCACCUAUAUCUCCUCCUCACCAGAUGAAGUAGCUUUGGUGAAAGGAGCAAAAACGUUUGGGUUCACAUUUUUGGGAAAUUGGAAUGGACAUAUAAGAGUAGAGAACCAAAGAAAAGAAAUAGAAGAGUAUGAACUUCUCCACACCUUAAAUUUUGAUUCUGUUCGCCGACGUAUGAGUGUAAUUGUAAAGACCCAAGGAGGAGAUAUACUACUUUUUUGUAAAGGAGCAGAUUCAUCUGUUUUUCCCAGGGUGCAUAACCAUGAAAUUGAGUUAACCAAAACCCACGUGGAACGUAAUGCAAUGGAUGGCUAUCGGACUCUUUGUGUAGCCUUCAAAGAAAUUGCUCCAGAUGAUUUUGAAAGAAUUAAUACACAACUAAUAGAGGCAAAAAUGGCCCUGCAAGAUAGAGAAGAAAAACUGGAAAAGAUUUUUGAUGAGAUUGAGACAAACAUGAAUUUAAUUGGAGCCACUGCUGUGGAAGACAAGCUGCAAGAUCAGGCUGCAGAGACCAUUGAAGCCCUGCAUGCAGCUGGCUUGAAAGUCUGGGUGCUUACUGGAGACAAGAUGGAAACAGCCAAAUCCACCUGCUAUGCCUGUCGCCUCUUCCAAACCAAUACUGAACUCUUAGAACUGACCACAAAAACCGUUGAAGAAAGUGAAAGGAAAGAAGAUCGAUUACAUGAAUUGUUAAUAGAAUAUCGUAAGAAGUUGUUGCAUGAAUUUCCUAAAAGCACUAGAAACCUUAAAAAAGCAUGGACAGAACAUCAGGAAUAUGGAUUAAUCAUUGAUGGCUCCACGUUGUCACUCAUACUAAAUUCUAGUCAAGACUCUAGUGCAAACAACUAUAAAAGCAUUUUCCUACAAAUCUGUAUGAAAUGUACUGCAGUACUCUGCUGCCGGAUGGCACCAUUACAAAAAGCCCAGAUUGUCAGAAUGGUGAAAAACUUGAAAGGCAGCCCCAUAACACUGUCAAUAGGUGAUGGUGCCAAUGAUGUCAGUAUGAUUUUGGAAUCCCAUGUGGGAAUAGGUAUUAAAGGAAAAGAAGGUCGCCAAGCAGCCAGGAAUAGUGAUUAUUCUGUUCCAAAAUUUAAACAUUUAAAGAAAUUACUAUUGGCUCAUGGUCAUCUGUAUUAUGUGAGAAUAGCACAUCUUGUACAAUAUUUCUUCUAUAAGAAUCUUUGUUUCAUUUUGCCACAGUUUUUGUACCAAUUCUUCUGUGGAUUCUCACAACAGCCACUCUAUGAUGCUGCUUACCUUACAAUGUACAAUAUUUGUUUCACAUCCCUGCCCAUCCUGGCCUACAGUCUACUGGAACAGCACAUCAACAUUGAUACUCUGACCUCAGACCCUCGAUUGUAUAUGAAAAUUACUGGCAAUGCUAUGUUACAGUUGGGGCCCUUCUUAUACUGGACAUUUCUGGCUGCCUUUGAAGGGACAGUAUUUUUCUUUGGAACUUACUUACUUUUUCAAACUACAUCUUUAGAAGACAAUGGAAAGAUAUAUGGAAACUGGACAUUUGGAACCAUUGUUUUUACAGUCUUAGUGUUCACUGUAACUCUGAAGCUCGCCUUGGAUACUCGAUUCUGGACAUGGAUAAAUCACUUUGUGAUUUGGGGUUCUCUAGCCUUUUAUGUUUUUUUCUCAUUCUUCUGGGGAGGAAUUAUUUGGCCUUUUCUGAAACAACAGAGAAUGUAUUUUGUGUUUGCUCAAAUGCUGUCUUCUGUGUCCACAUGGUUGGCCAUAAUUCUUCUAAUAUUUAUCAGCCUUUUCCCUGAGAUUCUCCAAAUAGUAGUUAAGAAUGUACGAAGAAGAAGUGCCAGGGUAACGAAACGCCUCCCUUCCUCAGGAACAUCUACUAUCUUCAUGCUUUCUCAAACUUCCAGCAAUCACAGUUUCUCUUGGAGUGAAUAAGAGCACCAGCACAAACUCUCAGAGGUGUUCACCAAAAGGAUGAAUCUGAAUCUUGAACUGCCCGUGUUGUUGUCCUACAAGCAUAUUGACUGUGAUUACAGCUAAAGAAAGACAGCAUGAAGGAACAACUACAAAAGAUAUUAACUCAGGAUACUCAAUAUGCAACAAAGCCACUUUCAUGUAUAGGGUUCAGAAUAAAUGGCCAUUAAAAUACCAAACAACUCUCCUAACCAUUUACAGUUAUAGUCAGUAGCCAUUAUGGUCAAAGUUAAGAAUUAUAUGAAAGUUUAAAGUAAGCAUACUUAGAAUUCUGGAUUUAGAUAGAAAAAUGUAACUAUGAAAUGGAUGCUCUUUUAACCCAUUGACUUUGUGAAUGGAUUUAAAUAUAGUAGUAUAAAGUAGAAGUCAUGCAAUGACAUUGAACAGAUUUUGCUAAUACAGUGUUACUUUUUGCCUGGCAAAAGACAUAGGCUGUUUGUAUCACAUUUCUCAUUCCUGCUAAGUGAUUAUCUUAUUUUUUCCACAUAAAAAAGAAAUACUUGAAAAUACAGAAAUACUAAAUGAUAUUACUGCAUCAGACAAAAUAGUUCAUCUUCUGUUCAAUCAUAGGCUAAUUGUCUUGGUCUAAUAUCCUUUCCAAAAAAUGCAUUGAGUAUUUUGUGUGAUACUGUUAAUUCUGGGUAUUAUUGUAGAAACAGGGUUGGAAAAGAUUAUUUGGUGUGUUUCCUUCUGAAUUACACACCGCUCAUGUAUUUGAGACUAUUAAACUUGAAAAUAAAACACUUCAGUCACUUCAGUAGCAGCCCCUCAAAACAGUUAAGCAAUAAAAAGAUAUUUCCAGUGUCAAUUUUGCUGGGUAAUGAGGUAAAGUGGGUUAAACAGAUAAAAGUAAACACCAUUCUUAGCAUUGGCGUUUUAUGGUUUUAUGUGGCAAAGAGGGGAAGAAGAGCUGACUUUAAAUCACUAACGGUUUUUAUGUGAAAGAAGUUGUGUUUGUUGUGUAUAAAUACAGCACUUUUUUAAACUUACCAAUUUGGUAGGGGAGAGAUCCAUUCCAAAAACAGUUCAGGUUGUGGAGCCAUGACUCUUUAGACAUGAACAUUGUCUCCUGGAGCUAACUGGGACAGGGGAGUGAUCUAAUUCUAAACUGUGAGAUGGACCUUGGUAAGAUCCUCAAACUGCUGGACCAAAAAGGGUUUAACCCCUAACAAGUUCACUUAAAACGUGAAUUAAGUGUGAAAUGUCUUUAUUUGAAAGAAGGAUCACAUUUGAAAGCUAGGCUAAAAUGAUAUUUAGAAAAUAUUUUUCUAUCAGUUUCUAAUAUGUUUUUGUCAUUCUGACAUGCCUGUACUAUUUGAUGUUUAUAUUGUACCUUGAUUUAGUUCAUUCUAUUCCAGUAUAUUUAUAUAGUCUAUAUGGCACAUUUGAUUCUUUCAUAUAUAUUGUGUCAAUGUUUAGGUGUAAUUUUUCUUAAAUUCUAGAAAGGUCAUAAUUUCAUUUAUCAGAAACCAUUCCAUAAUUACUUAAUUUAAUUUGUUCUUGUCUAUCAGUAUUAUUUUUGAGUAUUUUGUUAGGUGUCAUUCACAAUUUAAGUGUGCUUUUGUAGCCUGUAUUUGAGGUGAUCUGCUGAAAGCAAAGUCUUUCUAUUUUUUGCCUGUUCCAAAGAGCUAAAACAUCUAAUCCAGGAAAGCUUUGCUAUCUUAUUGUUGUUGCUGCUGUAUUGUUAUUAUUUUUACAUCAGAACUAUAAGGACUGUGAAUAACUAUAAGAGCCAAAUAGAGAGGCUUAGUUAAUGCAGAACAAUUGAGGAAUUGUUAUAAUCAGGAUAAUAGAAAUAAAACUGAAUGUGCGACCUGUUGUGGAGAGAAAUCUAGAUAAGCAAGUGAGGGGUAUUAGGAUCAUGUCUCAGUUACACAUUACAUUGUACACUGCAGCUCAAAUCAGAGGAACCUGGGUUUGCUUUUGAAAGAUUUUUAUUAGUGAUUUAAAACAUGGCUAACGUGGGAUUAGCAGAUGAAGUAACUUGAAAUGAGCCAUCCAGUAUUCCUAGCACUACAAUCUAACCACUCUUAUAUCGGCACUCUUAUAUAGAGGGCAAGAAAUCAGUAAAUAAAAAAAGUAGGAUUAUAUUACCAUAAUUUGAAUGAAUUUUGAACUAUCAAAGUGUCCAUGUAAUUUUCCAAACUGUUGUCUAUUGUUUGAGGAUGUUGCCUAUUAAACAGAAAAUAUUCAUUCCAUAUCUACUACAUAUACACCAGCAACAGUAGAAAUGUAAGCCUAAAUUUGCAAAAGUCAUAAUUUAGUGAUGAAAUUUUUUAAUAACAUGCAGUAUAUAAAUGCAAAUUUUAUGCAGAUGUUGAUAAAAUCAUUUUUCAGCUUAUAAAAUUGAACUGCAAUAUUACAUUUUUCACUUAAGCAAUUUUUUUACAUCUACUUUGUUGCUUUCUAAAAUGAACAUGAAUGCCAUCUUUUAUGAAUGCAACUUGCCUUUUUCAUUACAGAAAUUUUCGUUUGAUGUAAUCAAUAAACUUUGGUAUGAUAUGAUUGAUAUUUGAGCCUCUUUUUUAAGUAUCAAUUUGAUAUCAAAAUGUUAUGGAUGCAAUUUAGUGAUAGGAAGUAAGUUUCUAAUUUCCUGUUUGCAUGUACAGUUCACAAAAGAUUGCUACAUCUCUAUGAAUUCAACUGAUGUUUUAUGGCAGUACCAAAUUUGAGGUGGGUAAGAAACUUUUGAAAAUUUUUAAUAAGAUCAUAUUCUAUAGUUGUAUAAAUAAAGGCUCAGCCAGGAUGUACCUAUGAAUACAGUGUGUAUUAAUCAUGCACAAGGUCUUGGCUUUGAUACCUAGUACCAAAAAAAUAUAAGCACAACCAGCUCAAUAAAUGCAUGUUACUGCUGCCUACACACCGGAGGGAAUGUGAUGUACAUUCUGUGUGAUCUGUAUUUAAAACCUAUUGAAACUAUUUGAUUCUUAAGUGACCAAAGAUGAAGUUUUGCCGUAGCUUGAAAAUUAGUCCAAAGAUGUGCAUAUUCGCAUCUCCCCGCCAUACCUCCCUAUAUUGCUCAGGCUACAUUCAGGCCUUGAGGAAGGCCUCUUUAUGGAAAAGUGCUUAGCUGUCAAACCAGUUGCUCCACCUAAAUGUAAUUGUGUUGCAUUUUAUACUUCAGUCGCUUCCUUUUGGUAACCUUUCAAUUCAGUUAGUACUCUGUUUAGUCUAUAUUUACUUUUUUAUUGUUGUGAGAAAUGUGCUGUAUUCAGAGACAAGAUCUGAAUUAAAGUUUCAAAUACUGUUA
Mesocricetus auratus (golden hamster) is the source of this 6985-nucleotide messenger RNA. It is a transcript of the gene Atp11c, whose product is annotated as ATPase phospholipid transporting 11C. The transcript has 31 exons. The record is from RefSeq and is a predicted model, not a curated record. The coding region runs from base 310 to 3696 and encodes 1128 amino acids. Lineage: Eukaryota; Metazoa; Chordata; Mammalia; Rodentia; Cricetidae. Gene Ontology annotation, biological process: phospholipid translocation. Gene Ontology annotation, molecular function: ATPase-coupled intramembrane lipid carrier activity; ATP binding; ATP hydrolysis activity. Gene Ontology annotation, cellular component: endoplasmic reticulum; recycling endosome; plasma membrane.